This is a messenger RNA of Fukomys damarensis (Damara mole-rat), 3003 nucleotides long. RefSeq names its product calcium-binding mitochondrial carrier protein SCaMC-1. The coding region runs from base 134 to 1321 and encodes 395 amino acids. The transcript is spliced from 10 exons. Gene Ontology annotation, biological process: transmembrane transport. Gene Ontology annotation, molecular function: calcium ion binding; ATP transmembrane transporter activity. Lineage: Eukaryota; Metazoa; Chordata; Mammalia; Rodentia; Bathyergidae. The record is from RefSeq and is a predicted model, not a curated record. Gene Ontology annotation, cellular component: mitochondrial inner membrane.
CGGCGUGGUGGACAUCGGCGAGCUGCAGCAGGGGCUCAAAAACCUGGGCAUCCCGCUGGGCCAGGACGCCGAGGAGAAAAUUUUUACAACUGGAGACGUCAACAAAGAUGGGAAGCUGGAUUUUGAAGAGUUUAUGAAGUACCUUAAAGACCAUGAGAAAAAAAUGAAAUUGGCAUUUAAGAGUCUGGACAAAAACAAUGACGGAAAGAUUGACGCUUCAGAAAUUGUCCAGUCUCUCCAGAUACUGGGUCUAACUAUUUCUGAAAAACAAGCAGAGUUGAUUCUCCAAAGCAUUGAUGCUGAUGGGACAAUGACAGUGGACUGGAAUGAAUGGAGGGACUACUUCUUAUUUAAUCCUGUUACAGAUAUUGAGGAAAUUAUCAGAUUCUGGAAACAUUCUACCGGAAUUGACAUAGGGGAUAGUUUAACUAUCCCAGAUGAAUUUACGGAAGAUGAGAAAAAGUCUGGACAGUGGUGGAGGCAGCUUUUGGCGGGUGGUAUUGCUGGCGCUGUCUCACGGACAAGCACUGCUCCUUUGGACCGCCUGAAAGUCAUGAUGCAGGUUCAUGGCUCAAAAUCAAUGAACAUAUUUGGUGGCUUUCGGCAGAUGGUAAAAGAAGGAGGUAUCCGUUCCCUUUGGAGAGGAAAUGGCACAAAUGUCAUUAAAAUUGCUCCUGAGACAGCUGUUAAGUUCUGGGCAUAUGAACAGUACAAGAAGUUGCUUACUGAGGAAGGACAAAAGAUAGGAACCUUUGAGAGAUUUAUUUCCGGUUCCAUGGCUGGAGCAACUGCACAGACUUUUAUUUAUCCCAUGGAGGUUUUGAAAACCAGGCUUGCUGUAGGCAAAACUGGCCAAUAUUCUGGAAUGUAUGAUUGUGCCAAGAAGAUUUUGAAAUAUGAAGGCUUAGGAGCUUUUUACAAAGGUUAUGUUCCCAAUUUAUUAGGCAUCAUACCUUAUGCGGGCAUAGAUCUUGCUGUGUAUGAGCUCUUGAAGUCCCAUUGGCUGGAUAAUUUUGCAAAGGACUCUGCCAACCCCGGCGUCAUGGUGUUGCUAGGAUGUGGUGCCUUGUCCAGCACCUGCGGCCAGCUGGCCAGCUACCCCUUGGCUUUGGUGAGGACUCGCAUGCAAGCUCAAGCCAUGGUAGAAGGAGCCCCACAGCUCAAUAUGGUUGGCCUCUUCCGACGAAUAAUUUCCAAAGAAGGAAUACCAGGGCUUUACAGAGGCAUCACCCCCAACUUCAUGAAGGUGCUCCCUGCUGUAGGCAUCAGUUACGUGGUGUAUGAAAAUAUGAAGCAAACUUUAGGAGUGAUUCAGAAAUGAUGCUGAAGUUUUUGCUUCAGAAUGACUAUUGAAAUUUUCAACAAUCUUGAAUGACUCCUAGAAUUGUGACAUGUUUAUGGCAAAAGAAACUCUCUACUUUUUUCCCCUACAAAAUGGAAGAGCAUAUCAUCAAUCACUUCAAAUAUCUGGGCUCAAUUUUAUGUAUAAAAAAAUCAUGAUUGAAAUAGAUUUUGAAAAAGCUACACAGUUGUACUUUAUCUUUUCUGAUUUGUCCUUCUGCAGAUUUGUGCCCUGAAUCCUCACCAGAAAUGUGUUUCCUUGAACUAAAUUUGCUUUGUGUAGUAUAAAAAAUAAAUAAAGGAAUUGUUGUCUUUAAAAAUGGUCAGAAGACAUUGAGACUUGUUUUAUAUACUUUGAGUGCCUUUGUAGACUUAAAAAUUAUACUUACAGAGCCACUAAUAGAAAAUCACUGUAUAUAAAAUAUAUUUUACAGUAGCUAAAUAAGUGUAGGGUUUAUAUCCUUAGGUUUCUUCAAGUGGAUUAGGAAUAAACAAGUGUCAGAAUUUAUAAUGAAGGUCAAUAAAAUAAUUUAUUUCAGUGAGCACUUUUCUAUCUUGCUUGCAUUGUUAUUUGGUUCCUAAGAUUAUAUACUGAUUGUCAUAUUUACUGUUAAAUUAUCAACAUGGGGUAGCUUAUUUGAGAGAGUCUCUUUAUUCUAUUUUUGCUUUGAAAAGCAGUAGGGAAUAAAACCCCUUUACUUGCAUCAGUUUCUGAAGAGCAUCCCUCUGUUUGCCCUUUGUUUCCUACUAUUUGAAUCAGAUUCUGUUUUAAUCAGGAAGGCUUCUUGGAACCAUUCUUAGUAAGCUUUUUAAUGACCCAAAGUGGAUUGAGUAUGAGUAAAUGUUACAUGCUCAUUUUUACUGCUGCUGAAGUUUUUUGAAUCUGCUACUUUCAAUCGGGUAGCACAAAGCUAAGAGAACAGUGCAUAUGGAUAGUCGUGCGUGCUAAUCCUAUACGUUAGACACUGACAGGUAAAUGAAAGCCCUCAUUUGUAAACAUAUCCAUCCAUAUUUUAACUUGUCUCAAAUUUUGGGAACAUGUUAGAAAAUUAUAACAUUUAAAAAUUUUUACUAAAACCAUUUUUGUAGUCCACCAUCUUGCCUAAUUUGUGAUUGAACUUAGAAAAUAGUUAUUAAUCGAGAGUAUUCUUAACACUUCUUAAUCUCAUUUGGCUUCUAAUACUAUCUGGUGUAAACUGUAACAUUUUUGUGAAAAUCCAGUGACAUAAUAGACAUUUAUUUUAUUUGAACCUACCUCUUCUGUUUUGGGAACCAAAAAGAAAAAACGGACUUGUGUUUGCAAAACAUAUUCUAAAAUAUAGUUUCAUUUAUAUUACUUAUGCCUCAUGAAAGUCUCAGUAUUUUUAUGCUACAUAUGAUAAUCACAGGACUGUAUCUUCAGGGUUAUUUGCACUUUUGAGUAAUACAGAAAACACUGUUUUUUACUAAAAAACAUAAAAGAAUGAACUACUACCAUUUAUGAAAUUCCUACUGGUGAAAUAUAUGAAAACAUGCAUAGUUCAUUAUGAAUUUAAGUUAUUGCUUGUUGAACAUUUGUAAGGUAUGAAUGUGAUUUGUUUGUGUUUCUUGUAUCUUUUUAAAAAAAUGAUCUUGUGUCUUUUAGAAAAAUGCCCUGAGUAGAAGAUUGCUUGUUUCAGGCAU